AUGGCGCCACCAGCAUUACCCGGCACCCGCCUACUCAACAAAGUUGCUAUAGUCACUGGCGCCUCCUCCGGCCUCGGCCGCGCCAUUGCCCUGCGAUAUGCGGCUGAAGGUGCUAAAGUCGUUUGCGCAGACCUGACGCCCUUGGCCCGUCUGAAAGCUUCGGGGGAGACCGAGGUCGAGACGCAUAAACUGAUCCAGCAAAGUGGUGGUGAGGCUGAAUUUGUGAAGGCAGAUGUGGGGGAUGCGGGGGAGAUGGAAGCGUUGGUGGAGAAGACGGUGCGGUUGUUUGGAAGGGUCGAUGUCAUGGUGAACAACGCAGGUGUGGCGUAUGAGGCUGUGACGCCCGCGGUGCUGCAUCUUACCGAAGAUCGAGUGUGGGAUGAUACGAUGCGGGUCAAUGCUCGGUCGGUAUUUUUGGGGUGCAAGCAUGCGAUUGCACAGAUGCUGAAGCAGGAGCCCCAUGAGUCGGGGGAUCGUGGGUGGAUCAUCAACAUUUCUUCGGUCAUGGGACUUGUUGCGGGGAUACAAAAUCCAUCUUACUGUGCUUCUAAGGGCGCAGUGACGAGCCUGACCAGGCAGGUUGCGUGCGAUUAUGGGGAACACCGCAUUCAUUGCAACGCCAUAUGUCCUGGCUACACGCGAACUGCUAUCUUUGAAGAGACGAUUUCAAAUUUGACUCCUCUAGAUGUCUUGCAGAGGAGGCAUCCUUUUGGUGGUCCAGGAGUGCCAGAUGACAUCGCAAAGAUUGCGGUCAUGUUUGCAAGCGAUGAUGCAAGCUGGAUUACUGGAGUAAAUCUCCCGGUGGAUGGUGGAUAUACCGCUCGGUAA
Lasiodiplodia theobromae is the source of this 828-nucleotide messenger RNA. RefSeq names its product NAD(P)-binding protein. The transcript is spliced from 4 exons. The coding region runs from base 1 to 828 and encodes 275 amino acids. Gene Ontology annotation, molecular function: oxidoreductase activity, acting on the CH-OH group of donors, NAD or NADP as acceptor. NCBI's taxonomy places the organism in Eukaryota, Fungi, Ascomycota, Dothideomycetes, Botryosphaeriales, Botryosphaeriaceae. The record is from RefSeq and is a predicted model, not a curated record.